Molecule: messenger RNA, 138 nt
Organism: Racocetra persica
Lineage: Eukaryota; Fungi; Glomeromycota; Glomeromycetes; Diversisporales; Gigasporaceae
Source: the annotation of a GenBank genome assembly
AAGAUUUGGAAUUCUUUUUUAAAACUUUAAACCCUACUUCUUCUACAACAGAUCUCAGUAAAAUAGAACACAAUAAUGAGAAGACGGAGCAUAAUGCUGAGGAAAUGAUUAAAAACUAUUUACUUGAAUCAGAAUCUA